Messenger RNA from Camellia sinensis, 2957 nucleotides. RefSeq lists its product as uncharacterized. The record is from RefSeq and is a predicted model, not a curated record. NCBI's taxonomy places the organism in Eukaryota, Viridiplantae, Streptophyta, Magnoliopsida, Ericales, Theaceae.
CACGCAAUUCACACCCCCAAACUACACCCACUCUCUGCCUCCCUCUCUUCUUCCUUUUACUCUUCUCUCUCUCUCCUCAUCAUCAGUGAUGUCUCUUCUCUCUUUUCUCUCCCGAGCCCCCUUUUGAAACUUUUUAAGCACACUCACUUUUUCACGAGCAUUGCCUGAAAAAACUAGGGUUUCGUCUCACAAAAGGUCAAUACUCGAGAUUGGCUCAAGGGAAUCCAUUAAAGAUCCUUUUUUUUUUCUCUCUUCUUUUGCACCAGAGGACGAUUUUCCAAGACCCUGUCGGUGCUUCUUCUUCUUCUUAUAAUCUCAACCUCCAUAACCUUAUACCCCAGGUUUGAUCCUAUGCUUACUAUGUGUCUUUAAUUGGUCUGAUUUUGGUUCUCAUUCAAUGGUUUUCGAGAUCGAACAUGUGAAAGUUUAGUAACUAGGUCAUGUGGACUGAAAUAGCUAAAGGGAAAAGAUUAAUUUGCCAUUAUUAGCGUCAAAAAAGUGGAAUUACUUGCUUCGAGCUACUUUUUCUGGAGACGUACUUGUGAAGCAAUUUAGUGUUUUCAUGUUCCCUAACUGUUUUCAGUCCAUUGAAUCCGGACUUUUACUGUGUGAUGAAGAUGGAAGAUUCCGGAUCGUCUUCUUGCUUAGAACUCGUGAUUUGAUUUGGAAUUGAGUUGAAUAAGUGAAAAUUUUGGAUACAACUUGUGAUGCUUUUUUUUUGGAUAUAUAAGCUGUUUUUCUGAUCAAAUUGAUGGGUAUCGAUAGUGGGUUCUCUAGAGGAUCAAUUAAAGCUUAGUGGUUUAGCUAGACGGGCUUCAAUUGAAAAUAUUUAUGUUGUAAUCUAACUGUGAGUAGAAUAGGCUGGGUUUUUAAGAUGGAGGAUAUUGGGUUGUUCAAGCAAGGGUGGAAAUGGCUGCAAUCGAAGAGGCAUUGUUACCCGGUAGCACGAACUGCGGUGAUCAGUUUCAGGGACAAAAUCGGAAUGUUUAUGGAGCGUCACUGGCCAAUGGUUUGCAGUGGAUGUGCAAGACUGGGGAGGAUCUUGCUUUUGUUGUUGAUUUAUUGGUGGGAUUGUGUGCUCCGGGGAGUUCGGUCAUUUAUUGGACUGGGUUCAGUGGCGCUGCUCCUUAUAAUGUGGAGUUGCUUUCUUAGUUUGACAUCAAUGUCGUGUCUGGUCUAUGUACUUAUGAGUAUGGGAGCUGCCGGGGCUGCUGUUCAGUACUUGGGUUAUACUCCUGGACUUUUCAUUGUAGGGCUAUUCGCUAUUUUGAUUUUAUGGAUGUACGCUAACUUUUGGAUAAUGGGUACAUUGUUUAUAGUUGGAGGUUAUUUGUUUUCUUUAAAUCAUGCGCGGUUAGUAGUCUUAAUGGCAACUAUAUAUGCUGUCUAUUGUGUCAAAGUUCGAGUUGGAUGGCUUGGAGUUCUUCUGUCAAUAAACCUUUCUUUCCUCUCAAAUGAUGUAUUGAAUUACUUGCUCCAAUGGUGCGAUAAUUUGAGUGAAAAUUCUCAUUUUGAGGAGCAGAAGGAACCAGAGUCAUUUGCAGAAGAUGAUUUGUCUGGGGAGUGUGGAUAUUCUGUUCCUAUUGAUGAACCUGAAAAGUUGCACUCCUGUAAAUCAUCUAGCAAAACUGCUGCUACUUCAUCUGUUAUAUGCAAACAAAAAGAAUCCUCUGCUAAACAGGUGGUCAGAGAAGAUACAAGUUCAAUCGAUGAGAUGAAGCGGAUAUUAGGUAGCACGGAUCACUACGAAGCACUGGGAUUUCCCCGCCAGAAGAAAAUUGACGCUAUGUUGUUGAAAAAGGAAUAUCGGAAAAAAGCCAUGCUUGUGCAUCCUGAUAAGAAUAUGGGAAGUCCACAAGCAAGUGAAUCAUUCCAGAAACUUCAAUGUGCAUAUGAGGUUCUUUCUGAUUCUGUGAAGAAGAGAGACUAUGAUGAGCACUUAAGGAAGGAAGAAUCUAAGCGUGUCUCUCAGACUUCACAUAAUGCUUCACAUCCGGAUGGCUCUGAUUACUGCUCUGAGGAGUCCAGGCGUAUACACUGCACAAAAUGUGGCAAUUCACACGUUUGGGUUUGCACCAAUAGGUCUAAGGCCAAGGCAAGAUGGUGUCAGGAUUGCUGUCAAUAUCAUCAAGCCAAGGAUGGAGAUGGAUGGGUUGAAUAUAAAGGCUCACUGGUCUUUGAUCAGCCUCAAAAGGUGGAAAUACCACGUGCUUUUGUUUGUGCUGAGAGCAAGAUAUUCGACGUAUCAGAAUGGGCUAUUUGUCAGGGAAUGGCUUGUAGGCCGAAUACUCAUCGGCCUAGUUUCCAUGUAAACAUGGUUGGGCUGGAGAAAACUCAGAGAUCCAACUCAAGCAGGUAUCCAUGGGAUUUGGAUGCUGAAAUGACAGAUGAAGAGGAAGAAUUUGAACUGUGGUUACAGCAAGCUCUGGCCUCUGGCAUAUUUUCCGAGACACCCAAACGCAGAAAGAGCUGGAGUCCCUUCAAGUUGCAUCAAAAGAAAGGAAAGAAACCAUCGCGAAGAUCAUCUCCAUGAGUGCAAAACCCUUGUUGUAUCGACAGAUCUACUUCCUCCUCUGACUCGUCAAGAACUUAAAAUAGAGAAUGUCAAGAUUUAAAGUUGCCCCCAUGAUAUCAAAGAGAUGAGAAUGGGGAUGGUUGGGGUGGGGUAGAGAGAAAUAGAAAAUCAACUAUUUGAUCCUUGUGCCUGUAAAUAACACAAGAUUUUUAUUUAUUUAUUUUCCUUCUUUUUUCGGUCACAUUUCGUCCGAUGCAGAUGUUUUGUCUGCCCUCUGAAGGUUCAUACGUGAGAAUCGCUAGUGAACAGAACUGAGUGCACGCUUAUUUGUGUAUAUUGAUUUGACUCCCCUACCUUCUAUUAUGCACUUGUAAUAAUUAAAAAAAUCCAUUUUUUUUUUUUUUUUUUAAAUCGUCAGAUUCUCUGCCCCCUUUUCCGUUUA